Messenger RNA from Micromonas pusilla CCMP1545, 757 nucleotides. RefSeq lists its product as uncharacterized. The record is from RefSeq and is a predicted model, not a curated record. Bases 119 to 712 code for a protein of 197 amino acids. NCBI's taxonomy places the organism in Eukaryota, Viridiplantae, Chlorophyta, Mamiellophyceae, Mamiellales, Mamiellaceae. The transcript is spliced from 3 exons.
CGCGCCCAAAGCGGAGGCGCUCCGCGGCCGGCUCGCUGUGAACAAUUUUCUCCCGCACCUCUACGCGUUCGCGAGGGAGGACGCGCCGGGGUUUCUCGAGGGACAAAUCGAUAAGGGGAUGAACUACGUCGGGACCACGUUCGCGGGGGAAAUCGCGCCGAUCUACGUCUUGGUGCCCGCCGGGUCGAACGCCGCGGACACGGAGGCGCUGUUGGGGAUCGGACUGACGUCGAGCGAGGAGGCGGGGACGAAGGGGGGCGAGAUCAAAGCCGUCGCGGCGAUGAUCGCGAAGGGCGAGGUGGUCCUGAUGCUCUACGACCCGGUGACGAAGUACAAGACGGCGACCAAGUUCGAUACGUGCGAAGCCGCGGACCCGGUCAAGCUGGCGAAGGUGGCGCAGAAGAUGCGCGGUCAAGUCCCGGACCCGGCCGCGGUCGACGGCAAGCGGCUGCCGCUGCCCGUGCCGAAGAGCGGCGUGGCGUUGAUGGCGGAGUUGGACCCGGAGGGCGCGAAGCGAGGCGCGAUUGCGAUGGAGGAGGACGAGGCGCGGCGGGCGCGCGAGCGGGAGGCGGAGGACUCGGCGUUGGAAGACGGCGUGACGAUCGUGGGGUCGUCGUCGUCGUCGAAGAAGAAGAAGAAGCGGGAGAAGGCGACGAUGAGCGCCGCGGGGGGCGCGGCGGACGUCGGCGUAGAGAGCAAGGUAGAGUUAUGACGACGGAGGACGCGAGAGCUGCUAACAACGUCGAAAAUAUCAUAU